AUGAGAAAAUAAAUUUUGGAAAUUUAUUAAAAGAAAUUUGAUGAUUACUUUGGGGCAGAUAGCGGGAAUGGUGUAAAAUUGAAAGAUAAAUUAUUCUAAAAAAUACUUCUUAACUAUUUUUAAAGAAUGAAAGAGUAAAACAAAAACUGA
Molecule: messenger RNA, 150 nt
Organism: Tetrahymena thermophila SB210
Lineage: Eukaryota; Ciliophora; Oligohymenophorea; Hymenostomatida; Tetrahymenidae
Exons: 1
Source: RefSeq, a predicted model, not a curated record